Molecule: messenger RNA, 1490 nt
Organism: Malus domestica (apple)
Lineage: Eukaryota; Viridiplantae; Streptophyta; Magnoliopsida; Rosales; Rosaceae
Biological process (GO): rRNA 5'-end processing
Source: RefSeq, a predicted model, not a curated record
AAUUCCAAAAAUCUUCCAUCUUACCCUCCUGUAAACCCACCCCUUGAUUUUGUUAUCCGAAAGAAACCCACCCGCCGUAAAGCGCCAAGCACAGCGCCGCCACCCCGCUCCCUUCCUCCCCUCCUCCCCUCCUCUCUCUCCACCGCCAUGCCCACCGGAGUCCACAACAGAAAUCAAACUCGUUGAAUCAGAAUCCUCACUUAAUUCAUAAUCUCCCUCCCUCCGUCUCAAAAAUGUUUUGUCAUCGAGUAGGAGCUCCGCCGUCACAAACCGAACUCCUUCCGCUCCGGAGACGUACCGUUUCUGAAGUCCAAAAUGUCCCCGCGUCCCUUCAACUCUCUCUCACCCAAAAACCGUAAAAAGGGUCCUCGUAUAAGGGCGGUCUCCAUAGAUGAAAUUCCACCAAAUGCCCUCCGCCGGAAGCGAGACCCGCAAUGGAGAGGCGGGUUUAGCGUAGGGGUAGAUUUGGGACUGUCACGCACCGGCCUUGCCGUCAGCAAAGGCUUCACCGUAUUGAAUUUGAGAGGGCAGAAGCUUGAGGAUCAGCUGCUUGAGAUCGCAAAGAAGCAGGAGGCAGAUGAGUUCAUAGUUGGCCUUCCGAAAUCGAGUGAUGGGAAAGAGACGCCUCAGUCUAACAAAGUUCGUAGCGUUGUUGGAAGGCUUGCUGUUAGUGCCGCUCAGAGGGGUUGGAGAGUGUACCUUCAAGAUGAAAAUGGGACGUCCAUGGAAGCCAUGGAUCGGAUGAUUAACGUGGGCCUCGACAAGUCUGAUCGACAAAGCCAAAUCGAUGCCUACGCUGCCAUGAUGGUGCUGGAGAGAUAUUUUUCCAUGUCAGGUGAGGGCACGGAGCUCGUACUGCCCAGGAAUCUGGAUCUUCAAGACAAACUUCGAAGAGGGCUGCCUAUAGAUACCGAUUUUUUCGAUGAAGAUUACGAGGAUUGACGAUUCAAUGUUAACCGUGAAACUCAGUACGUAUGCCCAAAAGUAUGUACGUGAAUAUUGUUCAAAGUUGUAAUUGCAGUUUUACAAUGGGAUGGGAUAACAGAACGGAAGGGGAAAACAGAAAAAUGUGACUCGUACAUGCUCCGCUUGCAAGAAAUCAGUACAAAUGCUCUUAGCAUAUAGCCAAAUUUUCUUCUUCUAGCUUGGAUAUGCAUUACUACCAGUUACUUUCUUUGUAUUGCAUCAUAAUCACUGUUCUAAAAAUUCCCACCUGGCGCCGCCUACGCUCCGCGUAGGCUAAGCGGCUAAUCACUGUCCCGAUUAGUCCCUCCUCGUUUGAAAAUAAAAGAAAGUGCGCCUAGACCUGCUUAGGUAUCCACCUAGCCCACUUAGAUGUCCACCUAAGCACCUGUCUAGGUCACAACUCUUAUUUAAACAGGAUAUCGAUUACUUCCGUUUUGCAUUUUAUUUUGUCAAUAAAAUGUAACAUAAUUGUUAAAUACUUGUUCACUAUAUGCUUGUUAUCAUGUUUGUAAUGUGUUUUAAUA